Strongylocentrotus purpuratus (purple sea urchin) is the source of this 2835-nucleotide messenger RNA. RefSeq names its product transmembrane protein 35B. Lineage: Eukaryota; Metazoa; Echinodermata; Echinoidea; Camarodonta; Strongylocentrotidae. The transcript is spliced from 2 exons. Bases 137 to 559 code for a protein of 140 amino acids. The record is from RefSeq and is a predicted model, not a curated record.
CAUUUAAAAAUAAAUGUUCAAAUCUCGGAGUCCAAGUUUAUACCUGGGGCCAUUUUAAGGAUUACAAUCUCUACUAUAUCCUUGCCUUUGAAGUCAAUUUUCAGCCGGUGUUGAGAUUUGCUGUUAAACUCUAAAGAUGGGCAGUGUAACGUACUAUUUGACUGUUGGAGUGGGGCUCGCCUGUGUUCUUUUGGGAACGUUGAAAGUUGCUCCCAUCGAGCCUGCACACGGGAACUUGGUCUCUUACAUGCACAAGUUCGCUGGAGUCUUCCCGCUUCGUGCCGUUGGCUUCCAGCCGUCCGGUGCCAUGUACUGCGCCGUGAUGGCUGUCUUGGAUAUCUUCUUCGGAGCUCUUCUGGCAUUCGGCCGCUACGACUGGCCUGUCAUCAGCUGCUUUGUCCUCCUCGUCAUAUCGGCCCUCUACAUCCACGGUCUGCUGGCUCUGAGCGCACCGAUGGUGGACUUCUUCUUCCCGGUGCUCCUCGCCGUACUUCUGUUGCUGCUGAUGUUCGGGCGCCAUGGACUGUGGGGCGGAUAUGGCAAGAUCCACCUGGCCUAAGCUGGAGUGUACGUGAGUGAGUCAAGAGUGUCCCUAAUCAGACUCUCACAGUAUGGUUGAUUAUUCUUAUCAACUAACAAGCCACCAUUUUAAUUAUCAUAUAAUCAAGGGACUUUAAAUUUCUGAAUAAAGUUUUGGUAAUUGUUAACUUGAUUUGCAGUGGAUGAGGCCGGGCAUAUUUUCUUCCGAGUUUAAAGAUCAAUGUAAUCUCUGUAUCUGUCAACAAGAAACAUCUUUGCACACCCACGGUUCACAAAGCCAAGGCAUGCUACGUUUUGCAAAGUUGGAUAUUUUUUUGUGUGUAUUCAUGCAAAGUGUGUGACAGUCAUUGAGUCACCUUUAAUCACAAAGAAUACUUUGAAUUGAAUGAAUAUUUAUUGACUGUAAAUCAAUAAUCAUGUAUUUUGUUCAUUAGAGAUAUUAAAUCAAUGUUUUGAACGUCUAAUUAACUAUAACAUACAUGUGAGAUAUACAGGUAUCUCACAAAAUACCUGAUCAAGAUUGCAUUCCGAAAUCAAUUGUCACAUAUUUUGCAAUAAUUUGCCAAACAGUAAACCUAAUAAUUAACUAAAGCAAGCCAAACACGAUGCUACGAGGUGCAUACAUGUAGAUCUUAAGAUUCAAGCCUGAGUGUUGCAUUCCCGGUACUUGGCAAGUUUGCAUGCUCAUAGGCGUUGGUUUACGCACAAUGUAUACAUGUACAUGUACACGUAGGUUUUACUAUUAUUACUAGAGUACAAUAGUACAUGUACAGUAGUUGAGGAUAGAAAUUUCAUUAGAAUCAUGUUUCAAAAGUAGUAAAUAGGAGAUAGUGUAAACUAUUAGUGUAAACUAAUAAAUUAACACUCUCACCAAUUUAUAUUUAAAACACCAAUCAUCCAAAACCACUGCCAAACUCAAAUCAAUCCUCUCUCCUAAGCCUCCAACAUAAAAGUACCAGAGCCCUAAAUCAAAACGACUGACUCAGAUCAUGGCCAGUGCAGGUCUAUCUGUCUUUUAUUAUGCAGCCUCAUACUGUACAUUUUUAGGCAAAGUAUAUUCAAAUGAAAUACAUCAUAAACCGAUAGCAAAAUAGGAUUUAAGAGUAAGACUGAAUAUUCAAAAGGAAAAGGAGAAGAGAACCGAUGAUAAGUAAGAAGUGGAAAUACCUAAGAUCCAUGAAUAAAAGAAGAAAGAGAACAAAGGAACAUACCAGGUGAGAUGGAAGACUUGGUAUGUAGAGGAGAUGAAUGGAGAAAGGAAUUGGGUUGAUCAGUAGUGAAUUGAAUAUGUAUAGAGAGAAGAGACUAGAGAACCAAAUAGUAAUUGUAACAAAUACAAGUAUGAAUUGGUCUUAUUUUAACUCUUACAAUAGUUUAGAUCAUGUAAUUUAAUUUUAAUAACAAACACAUAUUUCUUAAUAGCACUGAGCAGUUUGAGUGUUUAUUUGUGAGUAGGCUGGAGUAAGACUUUGGCAGUAAUCUUGUAUUUCUUGGUUGAUGUGUAUAUUUGGUAUUUUCUAUUUUUAUGAGUUCUAGAUGAGGGACAUUUCUUGUCAAAAUUGGACUGAAAAAGCCAGAGGUGAAUUUGGAGAUGAUAAAAUAGCGUAGUUGUCCUAGUGAUGUAUCUAUUGUAUAUGUAUAGCUGCCAUGUAAUUCUUUUUACAAUAUACCGUCAAAUGUUCAUGUACUUUUUACUUAGAUGUUUUGAUUUGAAUUUAUGUGAAUUUAAUCACAAAAAAUGCAAGAUAUUGAUUAUUGAACAAGUAUGAUUAGGAAAAUAUGAAAUUCUCUAUUACUAUUAUUAUUGCUCAUCACUGGACAUAAUUAUUAAAAGGCUACAUGUAAAGAUUUUAGAAACAUAUGUUCUCAUUCAAAAUUCAAAUGAUCAAUCUGUUCUAAAUCAUGUAUUCUAUGCAAAUUGAAAAGACCAUGCAACAUUUGCUAUGUUAAAAGUGAUGAUGGUUACUGAUUUGAAGAAGUUACAGGGUGAACUUUCCAUUCAGUAUUUCCCAUAUACAAGAUUUACAAUCUACUCUGUUAAACAGGAAGAAAAACGGUGUAAAUGAGAUUAUUUUUGGUUCGUGUUAACGAUAAGAUUGAGAUAUUACAUAUAGCUAUGGUGCCUCCAAAACGUGUGAUUAUACCCUCAGGAUUCAGCUGUAUUUGUAUUGAACAUUCCUAGCAUUGUCAUCAUUUUAUAUCCAAUUUUUUGUACCAUUUUAUUUAUACUGGUGAAAGUGUGCUCUUAGUCAAUUGUAUUGUUUUUUCCUAAUAAAGUAUAACUUCCAAAGACAA